Molecule: messenger RNA, 849 nt
Organism: Nymphaea colorata (pocket water lily)
Lineage: Eukaryota; Viridiplantae; Streptophyta; Magnoliopsida; Nymphaeales; Nymphaeaceae
Product: probable ubiquitin-conjugating enzyme E2 18
Exons: 6
Coding region: 129-608 (159 amino acids)
Source: RefSeq, a predicted model, not a curated record
AUCCGCUAUAAAUUCCAGGCAGCGGAGCGAGUCUUCGUGCUUCAUCUUCACGGCAACGUCGCCUUCCUCUCUCCCUCUUCUCUCCAUCUCUCCCUCUUCUCCCUCUCCCGCUCUCUCUGUAUCACAGCAUGAGUGCCUCUGCCUCUCGGAAGGCUCUCAGUAAGAUCGCGUGCAACCGUCUGCAGAAAGAGCUCCUCGAAUGGCAGGUCAACCCCCCCGCCGGAUUCAAGCACAGGGUUACCGAUAAUCUCCAGAGGUGGAUUAUUGAUGUGGUUGGGGCGGCUGGGACGCUCUACGCGAACGAGACGUACCAGCUUCAGGUCGAUUUCCCCGAACAUUAUCCCAUGGAAGCGCCGCAGGUGAUUUUUCUCCAUCCUGCGCCUAUGCAUCCUCACAUUUACAGUAAUGGCCAUAUUUGUUUAGAUAUUCUGUAUGAUUCGUGGUCUCCAGCCAUGACCGUGAGUUCCAUAUGUAUCAGUAUUCUUUCCAUGCUCUCAAGCUCCCCCGCAAAGAAACGUCCUGCGGAUGAUGAGCGCUAUGUGAAGAACUGCCGCAAUGGUCGGUCACCAAAGGAGACCAGAUGGUGGUUCCAUGACGACAAGGUGUAGAUAAGGUGCAAACAAAUCCCAAUUGUGACUACAAAAAGCAAUGUACCGGUCUUAAAAAUAGAUGGGCGUUCCUUCAAACAGCAUACUGCUUUGUUCUUCUGCGGUGCCAGCCUCAGCUGUUUUAGGGGCAAGCAAGCUCCUUCAUUCAGGAUGUGCUAACUGCUGGUGCAUGUAAGGGGGGGAGAACAGUAGGUCUGUAUUUAGAUGUCUGUCGAGUAAUAGAUAAACUUUAUCUUGGUAA